Mizuhopecten yessoensis (Yesso scallop) is the source of this 4166-nucleotide messenger RNA. RefSeq lists its product as uncharacterized. The transcript has 7 exons. Gene Ontology annotation, biological process: regulation of apoptotic process. The record is from RefSeq and is a predicted model, not a curated record. NCBI's taxonomy places the organism in Eukaryota, Metazoa, Mollusca, Bivalvia, Pectinida, Pectinidae. The coding region runs from base 298 to 2388 and encodes 696 amino acids.
CGGUUGAGUUACUCAUACGUAUACGUCACUGGUUCGGAAAUCAUUGUUGAUAACUAUUCUGGUUCCACCCCUGUGGGAUACCCAGGAGUCGAAGCAGUAGAGUGGUUAUAUUUCAUAAAACGGAGUGACUGUAUGGACUUAAAGGCUAAUCAUUAGUGUACACCUGUGUAGAAGGACGUAUACACUGACAUAUAUCGUACGUUACUAUAGCCUUAAUCUGGGAUUUUUAGUGUGCCUCCAGAAGGAAAGCAUAGUCAAAGGACAUUUAUAUAUAUACCGGUUAUUGUGUAAGACACCAUGCCAGCCUCUGGGAUGAAGAGAGCGGAGCGGAGACAGACGAUACCGCUUCGAAAGAGCGACACUGAACAUCUUUUCGAUUUCUUCAUGCACAAACAAAAGCUGAAGACUCUCCCGUCCGAGUGUGACGUUACAACGGGAGUUCAGCGCGUACUGGAGAGCACCACCACCACCACAAGUACCGACGCCAACACCAAUUCACUACAAGUUGAGGAACAGCAACAGUUUAAACGAACCAACAGCUACCGUAAGGCAACUAGACUCUCUAUAUACGAUAACGUUGAAGACAUGGCACCUUCGCCAUUCCAAAUGACAGAGGACAGAAUGUUCAAGAAAGAGGAUUAUGAUUACCGGAAGUAUAAAACACUGCCUCCAGAGUCGGCUACACUGAGGAGAGCAAGUCACAGAAAGAGGAAAUCUUCUGAAGCUCAAAUGAACAAUAACAAUAACAACAAAUCUACCAAUUAUAAUGAGAAAUCCCCACACCACAUUCAACGGUCUGGAAGCAUAGCAUCUAGUGAUACCGAUGGCGAGGAUGAAGUGAGUAUUAACACUAUUGACAGGAAAAAGAAAAGCGCUUUUAAGAGAGCAAAGGAACGUAUUUUACAAACAUUUACUAAACAAAAGAAAACUGACGAAGAAAAGAAGAAGAAGAAGAAGAAGAAAUCAAAAGCCAAACAAUCUCCACCUUCUAAAAAGAAGACCCAAAGAGAUCGCGGUAAGGAUGGCGGGAAAGUUAAGGACGAAUGUGUGGUUGUUAUGGACGAAAAUGGUCAUUCCACGUCACAUGUGACCCAAACUCGUCAUGGCAAUAUUCUGGUCCGUCGCGAAGAGUCAAUGGACGUCAAGGAUUGUGUGACUCCGUCCAGUCCUUGUGUUCAUUCGGAAUCCCACACCAUGGUGACCGAUACUCGAGACCUUUCUACCAAGUCCAAACCCACAGCAAUUACAAGAUUGAGGAGGAGUAUGCGCCGAAAGUUUUCAGAUGCAUCCAAGUCACCAAAAGAAGAAAACAAAGCUGGUCCUAGUUCUAUAAACGUCUCCACUUCCGGUUCCGACCAGAGACGACGUCUGAGCCGCCACACAUCGCUAUCCUCUCCUUCUAGUCCUUGUCCGGUCGGCCAGUUCCGGCAGCCGGCCAACACCGUCACCAAGGUAUUCGAAGCCAUCAUCUCCCAGGACGCCGAACAAGAGGUUCCACAGGGACGUCGAACCCGGUCAGCCGCGAGAGGCGGUGUCAAUGUUUUGGGGGACAGGUCCAGACUCCAACUGAAUGGACUGGUCCCGUGUCAUCCCCUUCCCCAUUCGUUACCCAGCUCUGGGAAUUUCUCGGCGGACAUUGAGACAGACACGCACACCAAAUAUGUGAGAAGUCCUGAUGGAUAUAUGGACGUUGUGACGGACGUACAUGAAAGUGUGCACAUGUGUCCAAUGGAGGUCGACGAUGUGGAGGCGGACUGUCCGAACGACAGAGUUGAUGGAUUCGAACCUGUAGCAAAGAAGGGUCGUGGGAGCAGUCGGAGGAGGCUGCUGUUGGGGACUGAGGAGAAUCCGAUCCCGUUUGAUCAACUGUCACAAGAUGAAAAGAACAAACGUAUUGAAAGUGUGGCCAACCGAUUGGCAGUCAUAGCUGAUAACUAUGUCACCAGGGCGGAGAGUAGCCAGUCAGACAACGAGUGUCAGUCCCCUACCACUCAUCGAGCAGGGAGACAUCCCCCGGACAGACUGAACUCAAUAGAGAGAGACUUGGUGAUGGAGUUACGGAAGGAAGGCGAUCGCCUGUCUGAAACAAUGAACAUGCCGUCCCUCAUCAUGCCGAUAGCCAUACAGUUGGUAAAGGAAACGGACCAGUAUAACCGCUUCACCAAAGUAGUGGAAUCGUCGCUAGGGGGCACUGUGGGUUGGCAUAACGUUGCCAUGUAUUUCUACGUUACUAAGGCAGCGGUACAAAUGGCGGGCGCAGGCGGCGCGGUGGCGCUGAGACUCAAGGACAUGGCUCUUCAGUACUUCUCGGACAGGUUCGCGGGCUGGAUAACGGACAGAGGAGGAUGGGAUUCAGUUUUGGAGGAAACGGAUUCAGAACUGGAUUGAUAGGGCAGAGGCCAACAAAGAGGACCCCAAAUCUCUGUGGAACAUGGGAACCGAUUGCCGGUCUGCAUGUGAAGCUUGAACUUGAAUCUUGUGCCCGUGCGGUAUACACGGAGCAAGCAUUUGAAUGACGAAUCUGUCAAGGAUUCUCACAGUCGGAUAUUCGAAACGACAGAAUAGUUUCAACAGGAACCUUCCUGGAACUUUCCUGGAACUUUUCAAAAAUAUACAGAAGGUAUUCCAUCAGAUAGGGACCGGUAUUUCGACCGGUAGCUUUACUUCUGUGAACAUGACUUAUUUGACCGGAUCCAGAUGUAUGACGUCAUCACCAAUUGCCAGAACGUGACUUGCUCAUCUGGUCGGAACUUCAUCAAGAAGUGUUCUUGCUUAUCCAGGAGAUGUAUUGAGAAAGAUCGAUAAAUCUUCAUAGCCGACAUGAUACGCAUAAACUUUGUGAUUGAUCCGUAUGAAAACCUGAUCUCAUCUUUCAUUUGACGUUGUAUUUAACUUGUUCCCAAAUAUUUUUUGUGCAAUCUUUUUUUCUUAUUGGAAUCUAUUUGGGACAUUCCUUAAGGAUGUCUGUUAGUGUGACUUUUAAUAUUUGAUCUCGGGCAAAGACAAUACAGACAUGAGUUGUGAUCCAUUCUGUAGAACUUGUAAUCGCCGAGAUAUGCGUCGCUUUAUAUAUUUUGAACUUCAUGAAAACGUCAGUUACGUAUUAAUGUAUUAAAAAGUGUACGAGUCAGAGAGGACGAGAGAGAGAGAGAGAGAGAGAGAGAGAGAGAGAGAGAGAGAGAGAGAGAGAGAGAGAGAGAGAGAGAGAGUGUGAGAGUAUCCCGAGUACGAAGUACUACAUGUAUCAUAACGAGACCGUGCGAGUGAAUGACAAAUAAUUAUGUUUUAGGAUUACGGUGGUCAAUAUAUUGCUCAAAAGUAACUCAGGGUAAAUCACCGGGUAUACAUUUACCAUGUCUAGCCAUCUGAUAGCCUAUUAAGACAUUGACGUCACUAAAUGGUGCCACACCAGGAGCGGUGAUUGUCUUACUAAUCUAAUGUCAGAAAGAUACAGAGACCUGCAAAAUGGAGGUCCCGUGUAGGAAGGUAAUGUUCGCACGCUAAACAUCACAAUAUUUACUUAAACAGCCUUGGUUAUUAGUCUAUAUCGUUUCAAUGAAGUAAAUAUAAGUGGCUUAUGUGCAAUAACUUCGUUGGAAGACCAGCGAUAUUCUCUUAGUACCUGUGAUCAUGUGGUCAUCUUUUAUUUAGUCUGAUACAUUCUUUUGUCAAAUAUUAACUCGUAUUUUAUAUGUAAUCGUGCCACACUGCUGUAUCGUAGCUUAUUACCCUGUCGUGUCGGUACUUUGUAUACAAUACAGGUCCAGGUAAUUUUUACCUGUAAAAAUUGUAACAGGUAUGACAUCAUAUUGAUGUGACACUGCGGGGUAGAUAACUGGUCAGCUCUAUAAUAAAACGUGCAUACACUUUUAUCCAUUUGAUCAUGUGUUUCGUCUAUAAUUGGAAAUCAAAUUUCCAUUGCGUCACUUGUUUCAAUAUUCUGUUGAUAACGUCACAAAAUUGUUAUUUCCGAUGCUUUAAAUAUUGUGACCUAGUUUUGUUAUUUUAUCGGUUGUGAAACGCACAGUGUAAUAUUUAUUUAAAGAGUGGACUUUAAAUCAAAUCUGAAUUCCAUUUCGUUAAGCUAUUUUUUUUUUUUAUACAAUAUAGCGCACAACCUUUAAAGGGUUAACUUGCAAUAUGUAUAUUGUCAAAAUAAAUAUUUA